Beta vulgaris subsp. vulgaris (sugar beet) is the source of this 639-nucleotide messenger RNA. Its product is annotated as protein NUCLEAR FUSION DEFECTIVE 6, mitochondrial. The transcript has 3 exons. The record is from RefSeq and is a predicted model, not a curated record. NCBI's taxonomy places the organism in Eukaryota, Viridiplantae, Streptophyta, Magnoliopsida, Caryophyllales, Amaranthaceae. Gene Ontology annotation, cellular component: mitochondrion. The coding region runs from base 157 to 429 and encodes 90 amino acids.
CCGCAAUUAAUUAACUAAGGAAUUAGGGUUUAAGCUGUACCCCAAUCCUGGAAAAAAAGUAGAACUGUUGGAGAAAAAUAAAAGCUCAGAAAUUGUGAAUUGAGAUUCUAGCCACUACAGAGUACAGACUACAGUAGAUACUCAGAGAAGACGAAAAUGGCCACCAUUGCCGCCGCAAGAUCCAUUUUCCGAUCAACUUCCGUUCGUAGCGCCGCCUCUAAAUUCUCCUCCAGUGCUAAAUCUACUCGCUCUUCAUUUCGCGCUCCGACGAAUAAUUCUCUAUCUCACCGCAUCUUCAGGUGUCCUGCUGAAUUGAGUGUUUGUCUGGAGACGAUGCAGCCGUUUCAUACUGCAACUGCUUCUGCGUUGAUGACUUCCAUGCUUUCACUAUCUCCUGCCAGCUGCGGUUGGGUUCCUGAUGGGCUGUAAUUAAUGACCUUUGAGCUGCUGGAAGGUGUGCCGAGGACAUUAGCUUUGUUAUAUUCUUGUGAUACUUUUAAGUUAGGACAUUCACUUGUACUUUGUAAUAAUAGUGGACUUAUUGUGGGAUGAUAUACCUUUCUAUCAUUUUCCGGUCUCUUGUCGAUGAAUUUGUUGCUACUUGUGAAUACGAGGUAACUUUUUCUCUUUGCCAAUCAA